AAAUAAUCAUUUUUAUAAUUAAUUUGAAAUAUUGCUUAUUUAUGUAAUUUUUUAAAAAAAUUUAGUUAUUUUAAAAAAAAAAUUCAAAAAAUCCAUCCUUUACUAACUUAAUCAAAUUGCCAACUAGAGACUAGUUUCUGCCCUAUACAGUCACUCUAACCUGCAAGGUAUUAUACUACAUUAGAGCGGAAACUCCGUUGCACAUGGCGCAACUUAGCGAGAGCGACGAUCCAAACCACGUCGUUUCUUCUCCAUACUCAACCCAUGAAGCCACCUUCACCAAGAGGCGGCCAUUGACUAUCUCCACCGAAACCCUAACAUCACCGUCGUUACCCACUCUUCCCUUCGACGUGCUCGCAGAAAUUCUCUGCAUGCUCCCCGUGAAACUACUCUUACAACUCCGCUGCCUAUGCAAGUCCCUCAACUCCAUAAUCUCCGAUCCCAAAUUCGCAAAGAAACACCUUCGCCUAUCAACCCCGCACCACAACCUCAUUGUAAGCUCCACCAAUUACUUAAACCAGCUCCUUCUCUUUGUGUCCCCGAUCCCCUCAGUUUUUUCAACUUCUACCGUCAUGCAGAGACAACUCACGUACCCUAAAAUCCUAACACAAGAAUACGGCGCUCCUUUGGAUGUAUGCUCUUGCGACGGCAUCCUUUGUUUAACGCUAGAUGAUAGACACAGACACGCUCUUUUGUGGAACCCUUCCAUUGGAAAAUAUAACAAGUUGCCUCGUUUGGAAACUACGCACAAGAGAAAUUCUUUUUCCUUAUAUAGCUUUGGGUAUGAUCCUUUCGUAGAUGAUUAUAAGGUUUUUGUUGUUUCUUUUAGUGACGGAUGCAAUUACAAUGAAGUUAACGUUCAUGUUAUGGGUACAAUGUCUUGGAAAAGGGUCGACAAUUUCCCGUAUUGUAGCUCGAUUCGUCGAUCGGGGGUAUUUGUGGGUGGUACUAUUAAUUGGUUGGCGUAUGAUAAGAUGAGUUAUUGGCGUGCCAUUGUUUCUUUUGAUUUGAAGGAUGAGUUGUAUCAGACGCUUUCGCAGCCUGAUUUGGAGAAUGAUCUGUGGACGUUGGGGGUGGCGAAGGAUUGUCUAUGCAUCUUUGCGAGUAGUCAAAUGUGUUUGGAUGUUUGGAUUAUGAAGGAAUAUGGAAAGGAGUCUUGGAUUAAAUUGUGCAGUGUUCCUUACAUUGAAAAUCGGGGUUUGUAUGCCUAUACCAAGGCGCUGUAUAUUUCUGAGGAUGACCGAGUGUUGAUGGAUUUUCAUGAGUUGAGAAGUGUUAACUUGAAGUUGGUUGUUUAUGAUUCCAAAAAUGAUACUUUGAAGAUUCCCGAUAUUCAAGCCAUCAAUCAUUGGAUGGACCCAGAAGUCUAUGUUGAGAGUUUGAUAUCACCUUGUUCUUAAUGUCAAGAUAUGCAAAUGCAAAUUUGAGCAUGACAUUCAAAUCCAUGUUCUGAUUACAUGUGACUUGUUGGAUCAUUGUUAGUCAUUGAUAGAUGAAAUUUGCAGGUAACAAAUUAUUUAAUUUCAUCUAUAUAUUUGUAUAAUGACUCUUGCCAGAAUUUGAG
Vicia villosa (hairy vetch) is the source of this 1564-nucleotide messenger RNA. RefSeq names its product F-box/kelch-repeat protein At3g23880-like. The record is from RefSeq and is a predicted model, not a curated record. The transcript has a single exon. Gene Ontology annotation, molecular function: protein binding. The coding region runs from base 204 to 1400 and encodes 398 amino acids. Lineage: Eukaryota; Viridiplantae; Streptophyta; Magnoliopsida; Fabales; Fabaceae.